GGGCAAGGGGGGGCAAAAAAACACAAGCUUCCUCAGGAGCCUGUUUACUAAUAGGUAAUAGAUGAACACUAACAUACAAGGUUGUCUUUCCAGCAGCAGGAGAUCUUGCAUUCCUAUGCGGGGCUGAUUUUAUCUUAUCUGCGUUAUGUCAUCCGCUUUCUCUGCCCUCGACUUGGACAUUGAUGUUGCUUCCUGUUCCAUCUCCCCGUGUAUUAUUAUUUAUGUAUUGUUGUUCCAAGGUUUGUCUGUGCUGAACAGAGUGAGAUGAAAACGCCAAGACCGGACUAACCCAAGGAGGACUAGUGAAUGGAGCCUCGGGGCCAGAGCCUCCGCCGCAUCGGGACUAGCGCAGGCAUUGCCCUUUUAGGCGACUCGUUCUUGUCUCUUUCCAAGAACCAAAGACCAAACCAGACCAGACAAACGAACCAAACGAACCAAACCAAACCAAACUCCUCUCUCUCUUCUUCUAUUUCUUCUCUUCCUCCUCUAUUUCCUAUUUCUUCCCAUUCCCACCCAUUGAUCCAUGGCUCACUCUUCGUCCUCCACUCUCUCCCCUUUCCCCUUUCCCUCUUUUUCUUCUUUUUCUUCUUUUUCUUCCUAAUUCUUCCUAAUUCUUACUUAUUACUAACUACCUAAUUCCCUUUAUUAUCCAACAACUCCCUCUUAUCGCUCUUCCUGUCUUCCCGUCUUCCUCCGUCGUCUCUUCCUCGUCUUCUCCUCAACUCCCGCCCUUCGAUCGCCAAAAUCCCACUUCUUCCUCCUCCACCAGCAUAUCCAUCAUUGAAUCAUCUCGCCAUCUCGCCAUCUCACCAUCCUGCCAUCCCAUCCUCGAUUCCUCGAUUCAUCGAUUCCUACUAAAUGCGCGCGAUCUUCUCCCUCCCUCCUCCCCUGCUCCUCCAGUCGCCUCCGUUCCUAACUUACCCGUCAAAAACGUGGCCUCCUCUUGACAUCCUGCGACCGCUAUCCCACGCCUAGCAAGUCUUCUCGAGAUCCUUGUCUACCGCGAAUCCACCCUCUUCACUCGCAUAUUUUCAUCACAAAUAUCAUCGAAAAUCCAUCGCAAAGUCGUCGUGUUUCAUCGCUUGUGGCCACCCAAAAAGUCAUUAUUCAACAAGAACGAUUUUCCCCCUCCUCUUAACUUCUCCUACGUGUGGUUGGAUUUGCCUUCUCCAUCUCGUCUGAUCUCCUCGAAAUAGACCUCCUUUCGCUUCAGCCAUUCUGUCGCGUGGUGUAACGGUCCUGGUUGAUGACUUGGUUCGUCAAUCGGAACCAACACACCAACUGGAAAAAUUUGCGCGUGUGGCUCUGGAAGCAAAGGACACCAUUUUCGUUCCACCACCAGAACCAACUCCUCCUCCUCCUCCUCCCCAUCAGAAUUCCAUCACCCAGCCACCUCGUCCGAUCGAGGGUUCACCUCUAGAGCGCCAACAACGUGUUCUGGAGGAGGUAAGCUGUCAGAUUAUGACAGAUACCUCCUCUCUCGCAGCCACGCAUCUGCCAGCGAACUCCCACUCGGUCACCGUUCAGCCGCUUCCCUCUCCUAUUGUUCCUUCUCCGGUUCCAAAUGGUAACAGUAACGCCGUUGCGCAGCAGUCUGUCCAUGAUGACGAAGACGAGCCUUAUACCAUCAAAUGCAUCUGUUCCUUCGAGGACGAUGAUGGCCACACCGUAUUCUGCGAACGUUGUGAAACCUGGCAACACAUCUUAUGCUACUACGACGGCGAAGAUGUCCCUGAAGUCCACAACUGUGCAGAUUGCGAACCGAGACCCCUAAAUUCAAAGCUCGCCACAGAGCUACAGAGAAGGCGCAGAGAGGAGCAGAGCGAUGGCGGUGACCGGAAAAGCAAGCGAUCCGGCUCCAAAUCCCAUAGGAAGAAGGUAGCCGCGAAGGAUAAUAACAGUAACAAUUCAACAGGGACCCUUCCGUCCGGUGGUAGCGGCGAUCAGACGAACGGCUGGUCCUCCCACGAGAGGGGCUUUCCCCCCGCAAAGAAAUCAAAGACCAGUCAUCGCUCGUCGAACUCGAUAAACUCGCUCACGGGCCUUGCUCCUUCAGUUGGUUCCGACAGUCGAAAGCGAGCAACAUCUGCGUCGGCUAUGAGCCCUACCAAGGCCUCCCUCAUCCCUAAUAUCCCCCUCUACUCCCAGGAGUUCCUCCAUCUGUACGAUCAUGACCAGGCGAACGUGGAUAUUCCCAGCAAUCUAUUCGAUAACCUGCAACUAGCAACCGACUUUUCUUCCUGGUUACAAGAUCCUGCCCGUCUUGCCCGCGAUGCCAAUGGUCGCUCUCCUAAAGAAGUCUUUACAUAUUUAAAUCGUCCACUCGACCCUGCGCAGUGGCCAGUCCUCUCCAAACAAGUUGUUACAGACACCAGUGUUGAAUACGAUGGACGGCAUCCUACAUGGCGGUUUCUGACUGUGGAAAAUGAUGUUCACAAGGAUGAGAUCAUUGGAGAGGUGAAGGGCAAAGUAGGUCAUUUCCGCGAUUAUUGCGUCGAUCCGAAUAAUCGAUGGCAUGAGUUCCAUCAUCCCUUGCCCUUCGUAUUCUUCCACCCUCAGCUUCCGAUAUAUAUCGACAGUCGCAAAGAAGGCUCCCAGCUACGCUAUGUUCGCCGAUCAUGUCACCCAAACGUCACCAUGAAGACCGUCAUCACGAAUAACAUUGAAUAUCAUUUCUGCCUUGUGGCGAACCAGGAUAUUACUGCCAAGUCAGAAAUAACAACCUCCUGGUACCUUGACCCGCAAAUGUUUCCUUCCAACAACGGCUUUGUUAAGCAGGAAGGAUCCAAUGAUGGCAUCUCUGAUGACUGGCCGAUCUCAAUAAGCAAAGUUCUAGCCAAUUUCGGUGGCUGUGCGUGUGAUUCUUCACGAUCCUGUCGCCUGGCGAAAGUCGACUGUCGACGACCUCCGAAGAGUGCUGACACAGCCUCGAAACAGGUAAAUGGGAGGCGGAAAAAGAGCAAGGCUAAAAAUGCGAUCUCGCCCGUCAACACGGGCCUAGCUAAUAAUAGUCGAGCUGCAAGCGAAGCCGUCAAGGCCCAAGUGGAUGACGAUCAAGGGGGGAGCCGAUCAAGGUCAACAUCCAAUCGCCCUCGAAGUCGAGAUCUAACACCCACAGCACAUAGUCCCUCAGUCUCGGACCCAUUGGCCUCGAUGUCUGGGGAGCUUUCUGCGCGCGAGAAACGGAAGAUUGCCGCAGCUGAGAAGAAGUUCGAGCAGCUUGAACAUGAGCAGCAACAGCCUCAGAAGAAGAAAAAGCGGUCUAGUGGUACCUCUGUUACGGGUACCAGUAAUACUGCUACUACUGCCAUCGGCGCCUCACAGACCAACGCUAAACCUCUACGCAUCGACACCACAAGUGCUCGUCGAUCUUCCAAUUCUCCUCGGAAACGCUCGCCUGCGUCCGUUACACCAGGCCCAAAGCCGCAAUCUUCGCAAAAGAAGGCGUCGAGAUCAACACCCAUUGUCGCCUCCCCUCUUCGCCGCCCAGAUUACGUCGACUCUGAAAUGCAAACCGAGCCGGACGAGAAUGAUCCGGACUUCGUCCCGCCAAAGCCUCCACGGCGAUCUGGCUUCGUUCCGUUGACAACACGACUUCUAAAACGGUGUCAUGAGGAUAGGGUUCGGCUUCAGCAAAUUGGAAAUCGUAUCAAUGCGUCGCCAGUUUACAGUAGUGACAUUGCCACGCCUUCGAUACCAGAUUCCCAGCACGCCAUCCUCAGCUCGCCGCUAAGUCGUCGCGAAGAUGUCGACAUGAAGGACACAGAUACACCGAUGACGCCACCUAAGAUUUCCCAACAUACUACCACGACCACUAUCCCACCGUCACCUGGCACAUCAGCCGCAUUGUCUUCCUUAAAUAUAUCCUCAGACACUUCCCCUCAAAAACCGCCUCACCCAUUACCAUCAACCGUCGCGCAUAAUUUCCCAAUGCCGCGCAAACCUCCUGACAGAGCAUGCAGAGCUGACCUGCGAGUUCAAUUACCUCCUGCACCUCCUCCUUUCACCACCCCCUCAUCAACACCUAACUCGAUGAUGACAACUCCUACACAUCCCACCACCUCUACAAGCACAUACAAAGAUAAACCCAACUCCUCAACACCAAUACUCCCAACGCAAUCACCACACUCAUUCCCUAUCAAAUCUUCACCCACCAACGCAACUACUACCACUCCUACAGCCGCCCAACAUCCUAUGCCUACAAUAACGCCACCCUCGAGCGCCAUCGCCCCUAGCCCUGUGAAGAAAAAACUUAGCUUAGGUGAUUACAUGAGCCGGCGCGGUACCUUAACGGCAACUACGCCACCGAUUGAGAAACCGCAGCCGCCUCUGUUUUCCGCAGGUCAGAGUCAGAGCCCGUCGACGCCACUGCAACAGCAGGGAGCUAAUAGCCAGGGCCAAUGUCAGAACUCAAUGGAUAAAGAUACAUAUAAAGUUAUGGCUUCGGUGGAUGGACGGGGGAACUUGGCUGGUGGUUCUGACAGUAGUAGUAGUGAUACGACGGUAGCUCAGGAUGUAGUUAUGCAGGAUGCUGGUGCGAAUACUUCGUCUGCGCCUUCUGCUGGUGUCGCCAUGCUAGGGUUACCAUCGUGGCCUCUAGCUGCUUCCCCCUCUACAUCCGUCGCUACUGAGUCGCAAGGUGGGAGUAAUGGAUAUAAUAACAAUGGUGUUGGUCCUGGUUCUGGUGAAUCACGGGAUCCAAGGUUGCAGCAUCAUUCGAGAUAAAGUUCAUGUUCUUUUGUAAUUUUUUCACUUGUAUGGUUGUUUCUUUUUUUUAUUUCUUCUCAAUUCAAAUUACUAUUAUUUUACUUUAACAUUCUUUAUUUUUUAUUUUUUUUCGUUUUUAGCCGUCUCCCUUUUGCGUUUCCCUGAUGAAUGGGUUUUGUAGGGUGUUGGUUGUCUGGGCUUUCAUGGUUUUUGUUGAUAGGCACUUUCUUUCUAUUCUAGGUAUUUUUUUGUGAUUUUUUUUUUAAAAAAAAAAAAUUACUUUCACCUCUCACUUUCUUAAUCUUAGGACUGACUACUACAUUUCCUUCACUUUGUUAAAGUUGUAGUUAUAUAUGAUGUAGCAGCCAAAAAACUCAUUCAACCAAUCACGAUUAGGUGAUCUCCAGCUAAUCCUGC
Messenger RNA from Blastomyces gilchristii SLH14081, 5124 nucleotides. RefSeq names its product PHD finger and SET domain-containing protein. The record is from RefSeq and is a predicted model, not a curated record. NCBI's taxonomy places the organism in Eukaryota, Fungi, Ascomycota, Eurotiomycetes, Onygenales, Ajellomycetaceae. The transcript has 2 exons. The coding region runs from base 1462 to 4725 and encodes 1087 amino acids. Gene Ontology annotation, molecular function: protein binding.